Molecule: messenger RNA, 843 nt
Organism: Colletotrichum acutatum
Lineage: Eukaryota; Fungi; Ascomycota; Sordariomycetes; Glomerellales; Glomerellaceae
Product: peptidase M76 family protein
Exons: 2
Coding region: 1-843 (280 amino acids)
Biological process (GO): mitochondrial protein processing; mitochondrial proton-transporting ATP synthase complex assembly
Molecular function (GO): metalloendopeptidase activity
Source: RefSeq, a predicted model, not a curated record
AUGACGAUCCUCGACGACAAACAAGCGGCGGCACUGGCCCCCUCAGGCCCCUCCACAGCGACCCUUUCUCAAGCAGCAUCAUCAUCAUCAUCACCACCACCCGCGCAACAACAGCAGAAACAACCACCGCGCGAGCUUACCAACGACCCCGCCCGCACCGGUUUCGAUCCGCAGACAAAGUGGUGGAUGAACUACUUCAACAUCCUCACGGGCCGCAUGACAGCCGAGGGCGCCUUCCACUACCGCGAGGCCCGGUACCGCGCCAACGAGGAGCGCGACUGCAAGCGCUGCGAGGAGCACCGCGACUGGCUCCUCGCCUUCUCCCCGACCGUGCGCUUCCUCAACGAGAAGAUCGCCGGCCUCAACGGCACCCUCGACGCGUCCAACAUCCAGUGCCGCCGAUGCCCCGCGCGCCUGACCGAGGACGGCGAGGUCCACCGCCAGUCGGGCGGCUUCAGCCCCGCCCACGGCAUCAUGAUCUGCGCCAACGAGGUCAGGGACCGGAAGCACCUGGAGGACACGCUCUCGCACGAGAUGGUGCACGCGUGGGAUCACCUGCGGUGGAAGGUGGACUGGAUGGGUGAUCUGGAUUUGAAGCAUGCGGCGUGUACAGAGAUUCGAGCAUCUAUGCUCAGUGGCGAGUGCAGGUGGACAAGAGAAGCCUUUACAAGAGGCAACUGGAGUCUGUCUCAGCAGUUCCAGGACUGCGUGCGGAAGCGAGCGAUACAGUCCGUCCUCAACCGACCUAGGUGCAAGGAUGAUGUGCAGGCGACCAAGGUGGUGAACCAGGUCUGGGAGUCCUGCUUCAGCGAUACGCGGCCUUUUGACGAGGUCUACAGGUGA